Molecule: messenger RNA, 522 nt
Organism: Nannizzia gypsea CBS 118893
Lineage: Eukaryota; Fungi; Ascomycota; Eurotiomycetes; Onygenales; Arthrodermataceae
Exons: 4
Coding region: 1-522 (173 amino acids)
Source: RefSeq, a predicted model, not a curated record
AUGUCUACGCUCACUAAGGUCGACUCUGCCGUCGCCGGUCUCCCUUCACCAGCCGAGAGCAAAAAAACAGCGAAGAAAGAGUCGAUAAAGAAAGACUCGAAGAAGAGUACAAACUCAGAUGUUAUGAACAUCAAAGACCUAGAAGAGAAAGGGAUCGAGCUCGAAAUAGCCAUAGAAACACAGAAACUCAACUGGAAGCUCAACACGUCACCUGCGUCCCUAGAUGACAAGGACGCCCUCAAGAAGUUCCUCACCACACCACCCGUCAAGAAGAUUGACCUACACUUCCCACUUGGCCUUGAGGUCACUGCCCGAAAUCUCAAGGGCGUAACGAUCAAGGAUGCCCUCGAUGCUAUCUACAAACAAUUUAAAAAGAAGGCCGAUGAUGAGCUAGAUAACCCCAUCCUCGCUGGAUUCGAGUGGGACAAGGAGGAGUCGUGGACAAGACUCAUUGUACAUCAGAAGAAGGAAGCCUCCGCACCGCCCAAGAAGAGCAAAAAGAAGGGUGCCGCUGCUGAGUAG